Kogia breviceps (pygmy sperm whale) is the source of this 2932-nucleotide messenger RNA. Lineage: Eukaryota; Metazoa; Chordata; Mammalia; Artiodactyla; Physeteridae. The record is from RefSeq and is a predicted model, not a curated record.
GGCUAUCCAAAGGCGACGGGGCGUCGCUAGGGGAGCGAGCUGUGUGACCGGUUGGGCCGUACUUAGCGUGGGACGAAGCUUCGGCUACUGUUCUACUGCCUGCGGCCUCCCCUUCAUGUCGGCCCUCGAGAAGAGCAUGCACCUCGGCCGCCUGCCCCCUCGCCCUCCUCUACCCGGCAGCGGGAGCAGUCAGAGCGGAGCCAAGAUGCGAAUGGGCCCUGGAAGAAAGCGGGACUUUUCUCCUGUUCCGUGGAGUCAGUACUUUGAGUCCAUGGAAGAUGUAGAAGUAGAGAAUGAAACUGGCAAGGAUACUUUUCGAGUUUACAAGAGUGGCUCAGAGGGUCCAGUCUUACUUCUUCUGCAUGGAGGAGGCCAUUCUGCCCUUUCUUGGGCUGUGUUCACAGCAGCAAUCAUUAGUAGGGUUCAAUGUAGGAUUGUGGCUUUGGAUCUUCGAGGUCAUGGUGAAACAAAAGUCAAGAAUUCUGAAGACCUGUCUGCAGAAACCAUGGCAAAAGAUGUUGGCAAUGUGGUUGAAGCCAUGUAUGGGGACCUUCCUCCUCCAAUUAUGCUCAUUGGACAUAGCAUGGGUGGUGCUAUUGCAGUCCACACAGCAUCAUCCAACCUGGUGCCAAGCCUCUUGGGUCUGUGCAUGAUCGAUGUUGUGGAAGGUACAGCCAUGGAUGCACUUAAUAGCAUGCAGAAUUUCUUACGUGGUCGUCCUAAAACCUUCAAGUCUCUGGAGAAUGCCGUUGAAUGGAGUGUGAAGAGUGGCCAGAUUCGAAAUCUAGAGUCUGCCCGUGUCUCAAUGGUUGGCCAAGUCAAACAGUGUGAAGGAAUUACAAGUCCAGAAGGCUCAAAAUCUAUAGUAGAAGGAAUCAUAGAGGAAGAAGAAGAAGACGAAGAAGGAAGUGAGUCAGUAAACAAAAGGAAAAAGGAAGAUGACAUGGAGACCAAGAAAGACCAUCCUUACACUUGGAGAAUUGAACUGGCAAAAACAGAAAAAUACUGGGAUGGCUGGUUCCGAGGCUUAUCCAAUCUCUUUCUUAGUUGUCCUAUUCCUAAAUUGCUGCUCCUGGCUGGUGUUGAUAGAUUGGAUAAAGAUCUGACUAUUGGCCAAAUGCAAGGGAAGUUCCAGAUGCAGGUCCUACCCCAGUGUGGCCAUGCAGUCCAUGAGGACGCUCCAGACAAGGUAGCUGAAGCUGUUGCCACUUUCCUGAUUCGGCACAGGUUUGCAGAGCCCAUCGGUGGAUUCCAGUGUGUGUUUCCUGGCUGUUAGUGACCUGCUCUCCUUUCCUCCCUCAACACUGAGCUCUGUUGUAAAUACAUCGCACCAGAGGCCACUGUGAUGCCGCUGUCUCCUCCUCACCAUCCUGCCCGACCAUUUGACACCGGCUCCCUAUAGACGGGCAUCCCCAGAUGUACAAACCCUUUCGUGUAUUCCUGCCGAAAGCAUUGUUUUCCAGGGCCUUUGACCAAUAUUGGUCUCCCCAGUUUAAGGCUCCCCAGCUCCUAUCCCUUCCCUGUUCAAGGGUAGCCCCUGCCUGUCCUCCCUGCCUUGCCUAGGGUGAAGCCUCCAUCAGAACUGCCACCCUGGGCCCCUAUUCCUGGCAUUAGGCAAUGCACCUGCGUCCAUAUGUUUCCCCAGGCUCAGGGACCUCCAUUCCUUGAGAUUUUUCUUGCCAUGGUCCUGCCCUACCUCAUGGGAUGGACCAUGUGCGGGAUGGUCCUUAUUUUUCCCUUUUAAAUAAAAUACCAGUCAGGUACCUUUUUAUCCCCAUCUUACUAUUCUAGGCUUGGAAGACCCAGAGAGGCCAGGAUCUCAUCCUUAGGUACAGGGGUGGGGGGUGGAUAGCAUCACAAGAAACCAGCCUGAAAAUCAGGCCCGGCCAGUCCAAGCACAUGGCCUCCCACCUGGGGAGGGCUCACGGUCCCAUUCCCACAUGUCUGGGCACCUGCCCUGGGCUGAGGCCAGGCUGCUCCAGGGGUCUUUUGAGCCCUCACCUGCCACAGGGCAACCCAGGUUAAAUACAGCCCAUGCACAAAGCCACAGGCUAAGGCCCGUGGAGUUGUUUUUAAGAAUCAAAUUGAACCAUUUUCUUAAUUGGUCCCUGGGGGUGUGCAGAGUGCCCGCUUGCCUUUUCUAGACCCUCAGCUUAUCUUAGCCAUUUGUGGUUUCCAUGUUACUCUUCAUAGAAACAGUACAGCCCAGCAUCCUCAAUAUUUGCCCUCUUCCAGCUGCCUCAUCACAGCACUUCAGCCUCCCCCUGCUGCCCAGGCACGCCAUUCCCAAGGGCAGGGAGGGGCAGUCUCCUGCAGCCCAUCUUUUCUGUGACUGUCUUAGGUUAUGCGUAGCACCCUCCACCUUUCGACCCAACAACUUCCUAUCCCUGUCCUGCUGCAGGGUCUGAAGUCUGGGACCUACUUUGUUUCUUUGUUAUUUAUGAUCUUGUUUAAAGAAAAUAAAUCUCCUAACCUUUAUCUAUCUGGUCUUUAUGGAGUUGUCCUUAUUUCUGUUGAUCUGGGGGCAGGGAACAUUGCACUGGAUUUAGUCACCAUAGAGCACAGAAAAACCUCUUUCCUGUGGCCUAUCAACAUCUUAUGCUCUGCCUGCUCCCCAGAUCCAUAAUGCCCAGCGGAAUGGACAGAACCAGUUUCCACUGCAGCCCGGGAGACCAUAUUCCAGUCCCAUCUCUUCCAGUUAUUUGCUGUGUUGACUUUGGCCCAGAACAGGAUAGUCUGUACACCGUCCACAUGACCUCAGGCACUCAGGGCUUUAAAUCUGCCAACACCCAAACUUUGUCUACAACCUAGAUAUCUCCUGAACUCUGGAUACUUCUAGAGUUACUAGAUACCUAGAUACUCUAGGUCCAUCUACUUCUCCAUAUCUCCCAGAUGUCCAAAAGCCACUCAUAUUGACCAUUCCUAAAACCGA